AUGGCUUCCUCCCUGUCGCUAACUUCCGACGUUGUUUCAAAGCAAUUGCGGGUUCUGGACAGCAGCAGUUCCGUCUCGUCUAGCAGCCUAUUAAAGAGUCAAUUCGCCAGCAGCACGCGCAGCGCUGCCAGCGCGCGCGUGUGUGUGCGAUGCAGCGCGACGGAUGAUGGUCGCAGCGCGGCCACGGUCGUUAAUGGCGCGUCGCACUCGUCCGCCACCGCGGACCUCCCUUCGCGCUACCGCAGCGCCAUGGAGCGAUCGCGCGCAAUCGCGAUGCACAAGGCCGACGAGGCCGCCGCCGAGGCUUCGCGGGAUGCGCCGGUGGCGGCGGCGGCGCCGGUGGUGCUGGAGCGCGUGAGACUGGUGGCGGGCCAGGAGGAGUGCGGCGGGUGCGAGGCGGCGGGGUCGGUGCCUUGCGCGACAUGCGCGGCGUCCGGGUUGUACGUGGAUCCUAUCAUGGAGUGCCAAGGCAUCAUCGUCAAAGUGCGCUGCCUCGGCUGUGGUGGUUCGGGCUCUCUUCUUUGCCCGAAGUGUGGUGGACGCGGUCAUAAGUAA
This is a messenger RNA of Closterium sp. NIES-65, 555 nucleotides long. Lineage: Eukaryota; Viridiplantae; Streptophyta; Zygnematophyceae; Desmidiales; Closteriaceae. The record is from the annotation of a GenBank genome assembly.